Messenger RNA from Nomascus leucogenys (northern white-cheeked gibbon), 2120 nucleotides. The record is from RefSeq and is a predicted model, not a curated record. NCBI's taxonomy places the organism in Eukaryota, Metazoa, Chordata, Mammalia, Primates, Hylobatidae.
CCUUCAUUCAUUAUGCACCCAGUGCUGGGUGCUUGGUACACGGGGGUGAAUCAGACCCCGUUCCUGCCUUCGGGGAGUUCAGGGGGUGGUGGGAGGACACGGACCUAGGCUCCGACAGUGAGCUCUGAGUAAAGAAGUCGCCGAAGCAGUGGGACACUACACGCGGGGAAGGCUUCCUGGAGGAAGUGAGGCCUAAACUGAGCCUUGAAGAAUGAUUAAGUUUGCUCCAGGAAUAUAUUGCAAAGGCAUUCUUGGCGGAAGGACCCGAGACGUGAAAAAAACAGGCGUAUUCUGGUAAUUUCGAGGAGAGGUCGACAGUGUGGGGAGUUGGAGUGACCCGGCUGGAUGUGACCCCCAAGACAGAAUGGUGCUGGACUCGGGGGCUCAGGCGUAUGAUCAGGCACCCCCCAGCCCGCCUACCAGCCCCCCAUCCCUGCGCCAUAGGCUGAAGCCCUCAGACCGAGAUGGGCCACUACUGUACCCCUGGUCUCAGUCCCUGGCCUUGCCCCUGGCUCUGGCAGUCCCCCCAGCACUGCAGCCCCAGCCUGAGCAGCAGCCGUUCUCACAGAUGCACCUGGGUCACCGUGGCCACAUGCGUCGCAGUGAGAGCACCUACUCUGUAAAUAGUACUGGCCGGCAGGGUCGUGGCACCCUGGGACGGCCUCCACUUGGACGGGGACGGAACCCAGGUGGGGGCACCCUGCGGCCUGCAGCCUCCCUGCCUCACAUUGCUAAGACUCAAAGGGAUGCAGGCCAUAUUGCCAGCAAGAGCCCCUGCAUGUUGGUGGCUCUGCGGCCAACCAACAUGGACCAUGAGCGAGACAAGUUCUUCCAGUCCCAUUACACCUACAAUCCACAGUUUGAGUACCAGGAGCCCAUGCCCACGGCUGUGCUGGAGAAGUACUGCGAGGCCUCUGGACAGUUCAUCCAUCAGGCAGUUGGCAUCAUUGAGGCUGUUCUGGAGAAGUUUGGAACCUAUGAACACUUUGAGGCUGCCACUGGGGGGCAGCUGCUUACCAAGUGCCAGAUAUGGUCGAUUGUGCGCAAAUACAUGCAGAAGGAGGGCUGCGUCGGGGAGGUUGUGGUGCAGCUGAGUGAGGACCUGCUGUCCCAGGCAGUGAUGAUGGUGGAGAACAGCCGGCCCACAUUGGCGAUCAACCUGACCGGAGCCCGCCAGUACUGGUUGGAGGGCAUGCUGCGGCAUGAGAUAGGCACCCACUACCUGCGGGGCGUGAACAACGCGCGCCAGCCGUGGCACAACGCGGAGGGCCGGCUGCGGUACGGGCUGCGGCCGGCGAACCCCACGGAGGAGGGCCUGGCCAGCCUGCACAGCGUGCUGUUCCGCAAGCAGCCGUUCCUGUGGCGCGCUGCGCUGCUCUACUACACCAUCCACCGCGCCGCGCGCAUGUCCUUCCGUCAGCUCUUUCAGGACCUGGCGCGCUACGUGCAGGACGCCGACGUGCGCUGGGAAUACUGCGUGCGCGCCAAGCGCGGCCAGACGGACACCUCGCUGCCUGGUUGUUUCAGCAAGGACCAGGUGUACCUGGACGGCAUCGUGCGCAUUCUGCGACAUCGCCAGACCAUCGAUUUCCCGCUGCUGACCUCACUGGGCAAGGUGUCCUAUGAGGAUGUGGACCACCUGCGGCCCCAUGGGGUGCUGGAUAAUACCCGGGUGCCCCACUUCAUGCAGGACUUGGCACGCUACCGGCAGCAGCUGGAGCACAUCAUGGCCACCAACCGGCUGGAUGAGGCGGAGCUGGGUCGCCUGCUACCCGACUGAUGUCCGUUGAGGGCUGCAGAGAGAGGCCCUGGACAGAAGCUCCAGAUAGGCCCCCAGAACAUGAAGCAGUUUGCUCUGUGCUUCCAUGGCCUAGGUGUUUCUUGGGGGUGUUGGGAGGGCAGGAGCAUUCCUUGAGGAGGAGUGGCAACAUCAAAGUGUUUGUGUCCCUUGCCAGCCUCCCUGGGGCCUGGGGACCUGCAGCAGCAUGUCUGGCAAACUGAGUCACCCUCCUGCUUCCAGCUCCCUGUUGAGCAGAGGGAAGGCACAGGGGCAGGAAGAGAGCUGAGCAUUGAUGGGGAUGGGGGUGAUUUGGGAAUAGAAACUUGUCCUUGCAUGAGAU